Molecule: messenger RNA, 880 nt
Organism: [Candida] anglica
Lineage: Eukaryota; Fungi; Ascomycota; Pichiomycetes; Serinales; Debaryomycetaceae
Source: the annotation of a GenBank genome assembly
UCUACAUAUACAGUAACACACCCAGACCUGGAAACGAUGAGUUCUGUAGACAACAUAGUCAAUCAAUUAGUCAGUGCUGCACCUCCUGGUGAACUUGCUGGAGUGGCAGAAGAUUUAGAGGUUCUUUUACCGGGACAACUGAAGUCGGUGGUGAGUCGUGCUCAAGAGAGUUUUAUCAACGGCCACGGUGGCGUAUUUCUGGACAAAUACAUUGCAUGUAAAUAUAAUAAAGACCCUAAUCUGUCUAAAUACAUUGACCAUGUCUCCAAACAACUUUUCAAUGUUGAUUUGAAGUCUCAAAGAGCCAUUGAUGUGGAAGAGUUUGAGUCCGAUCAUGUGCAGUACCCCCCAUAUUAUGAUCAACUUGUCAGUAACCUUCAACAAUAUGGUGAAGACCAUUACCCAUCUGGAUAUGCAUUCUCAGUCAUUCCAGGUGAUUCUACUUCCAACGAAUCCACUGUUCGUGUUAUCAUCAUUGGUCAAAGAUUAAACGGGGACAAUUUUUACACUGGACAAUGGAAGGGGGACUAUUUGUAUGAUGAGACUACAAAGGAACUUAACGGGAGAAUUAGUCUUGACAUUCAUUACUACGAAGAUGGUAACGUUAGACUUAGAUUUGACGAGCCAAUUGAAACUGUUCGCUUGGGUCAAGGGAAUGAAUCUCUGGCCAUCGUCAAUGCCAUCAAUUCCACUGAAUCAGAUGUCACGAGGCAGAUCAUGACCCAAUUCAACGAAUUGAAUCAAAAAUCAUUCAAGAAUUUGAGAAGAUUAUUACCAGUUACCAGAGCAAAGAUUAAUUGGGGAAAGGCCAUUGGAAACUAUAGAUUAGGCUCCGAUGUAGUAAAUAGCAAGUAAAGAAACGUACGGAUGAAUUAAAAAC